UCCCAGAUCUGGGAAAAGUACCAUUUUUUCUUCUUUUGCAGGUAUUGAGUAAAGGAAAGAAUUUGUAAAGAGAAAAACAGAGAUUUGAGCUGGAGUGGUUGGGGUUGCCUGGAGGCGUCACUAUGUCGUCCUUGAGUCGAGAACUGGUUUUCUUGAUCCUGCAGUUCUUGGAUGAAGAGAAGUUCAAGGAGACAGUACAUAAGUUGGAGCAAGAAUCUGGUUUCUUCUUCAAUAUGAAGUACUUUGAGGACCAAAUUCAAGCAGGUGAAUGGGACGAAGUUGAACGCUAUUUGAGUGGAUUCACGAAGGUCGAGGAUAACCGCUAUUCGAUGAAAAUUUUCUUUGAAAUAAGAAAGCAAAAAUAUCUUGAAGCUCUUGAUAGACAAGACCGAGCGAAAGCUGUUGAGAUUCUUGUGAAGGAUCUGAAGGUGUUUGCAUCUUUCAAUGAAGAUCUUUUUAAGGAGAUCACCCAGCUUCUAACUCUUGACAAUUUUAGGCAGAAUGAGCAGCUCUCCAAAUAUGGGGACACAAAGUCAGCACGAAAUAUUAUGCUGGUUGAAUUAAAAAAGCUUAUAGAAGCAAAUCCAUUAUUUCGUGAAAAGCUCACCUUGCCUUCUUUCAAAGCAUCACGAUUGAGGACAUUGAUCAAUCAAAGUCUAAACUGGCAGCAUCAACUUUGCAAGAAUCCGCGUCCAAACCCAGAUAUAAAAACACUUUUUAUGGAUCACACUUGUGCUUCUAGUAAUGGCACGCGUGCAACUACACCUGCUAAUAACCCUCUUGCUGGACCAAUUCCGAAGUCUGGUGUUUUUCCUCCUCUUGGAGCUCAUGGACCAUUCCAGCCACUUGUUCCCCCCCCUCCAAGUGCCCUUGCAGGUUGGAUGUCAAGUGCCACCCCUUCGAUUCCUCAUGCUGCUGUUGCGGCAGGUCCUCCUGGUCUUGUUCAGGCUACUAGUUCUGCUGCGUUUCUGAAACAUGCAAGGACGACUCCAGGUGGUCCUGGAAUGGAUUAUCAAACUGCCGAUUCGGAACAUUUAAUGAAACGCAUUGGCGCUGGCCAGUCAGAUGAGGUAUCCUUUCCCGGUUCAUCUCAUCCUCCCAAUAUUUAUUCACCAGACGACCUUCCUAAAACUGUUGUACGGAACCUUAGCCAAGGAUCUAAUGUCAUGAGCAUGGACUUCCAUCCGCAGCAACAGACUGUUCUUCUAGUUGGAACAAAUGUUGGUGACAUUAGCAUUUGGGAAGUUGGUUCCCGAGAAAGGUUAGCACUGAAAAACUUCAAGGUUUGGGAUAUAUCAGCUUGUUCAAUGCCAUUCCAAGCAACAUUGGUUAAAGAUGCCACCAUAUCUGUUAAUCGAUGCAUAUGGGGUCCUGAAGGAUCUAUACUCGGUGUUGCUUUUUCGAAGCACAUUGUUCAGAUAUAUACGUACAAUCCAGCUGGAGAAUUAAUACAACACUUAGAGAUUGACGCUCAUAUUGGUGGCGUUAAUGAUAUUGCCUUCGCUCAUCCUAAUAAGCAGCUAUGCAUAGUUACAUGUGGUGAUGACAAGACAAUUAAGGUGUGGGAUGCUGUUGCUGGUCGCAAGCAGUAUACAUUUGAAGGUCAUGAAGCUCCUGUAUAUUCUGUCUGUCCUCACUAUAAAGAGAAUAUUCAGUUUAUCUUCUCUACUGCCAUUGAUGGAAAAAUAAAAGCAUGGCUUUAUGAUUCCUUGGGAUCGAGAGUAGAUUAUGAUGCCCCUGGACUUUGGUGCACGACAAUGGCAUACAGUGCUGAUGGAACCAGGUCUGUUCAAAAUCCGUUUCUGGUUAUUCUUUUUUUUGUUGGGAUGCUCUCAUGUGAUGUAGAUGGCUUCAUUUUGUUGGAUUGACCCCGUGGGUAAAAU
Molecule: messenger RNA, 1883 nt
Organism: Olea europaea var. sylvestris
Lineage: Eukaryota; Viridiplantae; Streptophyta; Magnoliopsida; Lamiales; Oleaceae
Product: protein TPR2-like
Exons: 15
Coding region: 123-1868 (581 amino acids)
Biological process (GO): regulation of DNA-templated transcription
Molecular function (GO): protein binding
Source: RefSeq, a predicted model, not a curated record